AUGUCAACCGGCAAAUGUCAAAUCCUCUCAAAUGAUGAUGAUAAAAAAAUAUUUGGUGUAGCUCCAGAAGUUUUAAGAGGGGGAGAAUAUACUCAACAGUUUAUACAAGUAGACUUAGAUUUUGAAAAUCUUCCAGAACCAAAAAAUGCUGAUAAUGAUGAUUUAGAAUAUUCAGAUUCCUUAAGAAUGGAUUUUAUUAAAUUUGACAUUAAUUCUAAAGAUGAAAGAAAUUAA
Messenger RNA from Rhizophagus irregularis DAOM 181602=DAOM 197198, 234 nucleotides. RefSeq lists its product as uncharacterized. Lineage: Eukaryota; Fungi; Glomeromycota; Glomeromycetes; Glomerales; Glomeraceae. The record is from RefSeq and is a predicted model, not a curated record.